Oppia nitens is the source of this 1237-nucleotide messenger RNA. Its product is annotated as solute carrier family 25 member 46-like. The transcript is spliced from 4 exons. Gene Ontology annotation, cellular component: mitochondrial outer membrane. Lineage: Eukaryota; Metazoa; Arthropoda; Arachnida; Sarcoptiformes; Oppiidae. Gene Ontology annotation, biological process: mitochondrial membrane fission; mitochondrial fission. The coding region runs from base 86 to 1237 and encodes 383 amino acids. The record is from RefSeq and is a predicted model, not a curated record.
UAUUAUGAAAUUCAUUGAUUGAUUGAUAAAUUGUCAGUCAUUUUGAAGUAUUUUUAAUUAAUUUAUAAUUUCAAAAGCAAUACAAAUGUCAGACAAUUUAAGACAUUUAAUCGGUGAAGACAAAGACAUCGACAUUUGGCGCUUGAGUUCAGCUAAAAGUGAUCAAAAUUUAAGUCAUACUCAUCGCCGCAAAGUCGAGUUCAAUGUCAGCCAAAGAUUGGCCACAACUGACGGUUCGGGUGAUGACCACAUCGAUAGACAUUUUGCCGAUAGUAUGGCCAAAGAGUCCUCAGAUCGAGAAAUGAAGAUUGCAGUGGUUGUGUUGGAUUCAGUGAAUGUGAUGACACAGUAUCUGAUAACACAUCCAUUUGUUGUGAUUCGCAGACAAACACAAGUCACUCUUCGGAGUCAAGUCUAUCACUUGACGCCAUUCACUGUCAUUGCAUUUAUUGUGAGUCUUCAAUCUAAACAGGGAUUCGGUGUCCUUUGGAAAGGUAUCGCCAGUGUCUUCAUCACAAAAGCCAUACAAAUUGGUUUUGAGUCAGUGAUUGCUGAGUUGACCACAUUUCCCAAAGAUAUUAGUUCAAAACGAAAGAGUUUUGAAUGCAUUUGUCAGCACUUAAUCCUCAAAGGAAUGGCUAUAAUAUUGGUGACACCAUUCAUGUGUUCGGGUUCUGCCGAAACAGUCCAGAGUUCAAUUGCAACAGAAAAUCCCGGUAUUUUUGAUACUAUUUGGGAAGGAUUUCGUCGAAUAACUCACUGGAAAAUGGAUCGAAAGCUUCCCAUUUGGCUGAUAUGCGGACCAACUCUUAGUUAUCAUUUAGGAUAUUAUAUCAUUUCUAAUUGUAUUCAAAAUAUAGCAUUUUAUGCGAGAACUGCUGACAUUAAAGAUAAAAACAAUGAAAAUACUUUUACUAAUAAAUACAGAGAUAUUAUGAACAACUUUUGGGGACAAUUAGUAGCAGAUAUAAUGCUAUUCCCCUUACAAACUGUUUUAAUGAGGCUCUACCUUCAGGGCACCAGAACUAUCAUCGAUAACAUAGAGAAGCCCAACGCUGUUAUACCAAUCCUAUCUAAUUAUGAAUCGACCAGUGAUUGCAUUACAACUAUUGUUAAAAAUGAAGGAAAGUCCGGUCUCUUUAAAGGAUUUGGAGCUCUUGUUCUUCAAUAUUCAAUUCAUUACUUAAUAUUGAGAUUAACUAAAUGUUGUCUAAAGAAAGCAAUUCCUAGUCUUUAA